Messenger RNA from Bipolaris oryzae ATCC 44560, 447 nucleotides. RefSeq lists its product as uncharacterized. Gene Ontology annotation, molecular function: DNA-binding transcription factor activity; protein dimerization activity. NCBI's taxonomy places the organism in Eukaryota, Fungi, Ascomycota, Dothideomycetes, Pleosporales, Pleosporaceae. Gene Ontology annotation, cellular component: RNA polymerase II transcription regulator complex. Gene Ontology annotation, biological process: positive regulation of transcription by RNA polymerase II. The record is from RefSeq and is a predicted model, not a curated record. The transcript has a single exon. Bases 1 to 447 code for a protein of 148 amino acids.
AUGCCUGGCUCGACUUCGCUGUGCUCGCUCGAAUGCGCGCCUCCGCUCUCUGACUCAGGACAACGCGCCUUUGAAGGCGAAACAACAGCAACGCCUGCUCCACGCAAGCUAGGACGGCCUCUUUGGCAGCGCACUCCUGCCACCUCUGCUGAUAGCUCUGUGACAUCAAAUAGCGUCCGCCAGACGACCUGCGUGCGGCAUACGCAAGUCGAGCGCAAGUAUCGCGAAAGCAUCAACAUGCGGCUCGAGCGCUUACGCCGGGCUGUAGCAACAUUACCGCAGGCUGUUGGGGCCGAUGCCAUUGGAGUGGCGAAGCCAAGUAAAGGCAUCGUGCUAGCGGCAGCGAUUGACUAUGUCGGCCGCAUCGAGAGAGAAAGAGACGCCGCCAUGGAUGAGAUUGAGCGGCUAGCAGGCGACGUUAGAACUAGGCAACUCGAGAGGUAUUAG